GUAGCAACGCUUGAGUCACAGUCGCCAGGCUCUCGCGCCCUUUCCCUGAUACUGCUGUGGCCCAGUCGGUCCUGUGAGGCUCCAGGGCUGUCACGUGCCAGGCCGCAAGGGCUCAUGGAGGAAAAGGAGAAAAGGCAGCAACAGCAUAAAAUAGAAGAUGCUGAUGUAAUAUAUGUAACUGAAAAAAGGGAAGAAACAAAAGAUGAAAAAAAUCCUGGAAAUGGCAUACAACACUCAAAACCAUGUGUGAGGAAAGGACGUGUAAAUUAUGCUAAAUUCAUUUAUACAAAUGCAAGAAUAUAUAAUGAGCCAGUUCCUUACAUGGAUCCUAAAAAGGAACCAGAAGAGCAGUGUGACUGGUGGUCACAUGAUGAAGCACUAGAACGUGGCUUCCAACCACUUUAUGAUACUCAGAGCACCCAGAGAAGUGACUUCCAAAAACCAACAUGUCCAUUGGUUUUGCCAGUCAAACAUAGCAGAUUGCAGAAGCCUUCCUGUGGAAUAGUUCCGCUUGCCUGUCCGGAUGCAUCAGCAGAACUUCAAAAUAACUUUAUAGAAUACAUCUCUUUCAUACAUCAGUAUGAUGCCAGGAAUUCCCCCAAUGAGCCCAUCCGGGGAAAGAGACAUGGAGCUUUUGUGCAGAGAGAGAUAAAACCAGGGAGUAGGCCAGCAGUUCCUAUGGGAACAGAGGUAUUAUUGAAUGCUUCGGGGUCAUGUUCAUCAGAACAGUCCAAAAAAACAGAGAAAGGAAAUUCAGCGGGAAGCAGAAUGAUCUCACCAGGUCUCUGCCAACAAAAUUCCCAAGAGCUGUUAGAGACUUAAAACUCACUUAUCAGAAACAGACGGCAGAUGGACAGCCAAGUCACACCCCAGAAGCCCCAGAGGAGGAAGAAGACUGCAGGCAUCUUUCAAACAACGGCAGGACGUGCUGCUCUCACCAGGCACAAGCCUUUACAUUCACCAAUAAAGAGUCCAGAUAAGUUAUCAUCUUCAGACAGAAACACUAUCCCUGGAUGCAGAGAAAUUUCGUAAUCUGUAUUCAGCAGCUGGCACUUAUUUUUGUUAUUAAAAAGCUCAAAAUAUAUAGUUUACAUAUAGGAAAAAAGGGGGGACCCAGGUUUUAAUAGAGAUAUCUGAUAAGAUAGACUAUGAAACAUUAUUUCAUAUCAUUUAUAAAUAAAACAACUUGGUUUCUAUAUGAUUACAAACUUUUAAAGGAGAAGCCUUAUCCGUCAUUAGUUAGAGUUCCGAAGUCAAAACAAAUUGGGUUUAGGAUGUUGGCUCCACAUCAUCUGAGCUGUUUGACUGGUGGUAAGUUACUGAACCCCUACAGACUUCAGUUUUCUCAUCUGUAACAUUAGGAAAACAGAAAUUUUAUAAGAUUAUUCAUCAUGAAAUUAUGUAUAUAAUGGUUAGUAAGUUAAUGUAAUCAUCACUAUUACUAAAAUUUAAAUUUAAGGAUUAUGUAAGUUUGUAUGUUGUAAGUUUUCCUCCUUAUUUUAAAACUUACAACUCCUCUGUAUGCAAUUAAGAGGGCAAAAAUCUAAAAAACAUUUGUUAGUUCAUGACACAUAUACACACUUAACUCAAAGGUGAUGAAUAAUUAGGAUAUCAAAAAUAUUUUCCAAACUCUUUCCUAUUUUAUUGAUUUCUACUGCCAACUCAAACUACUAUUUGGUCAGUUUGGUAAACAUUACUCCUACCAGUGAGUUCUCCUGAUAUGUCUGAUAUGCUGUGAUGUGUCCGUUACGAGAUACGUUACAUUGCGGGCAAGUGGAAUACUUUUCUACUAUAAAGAACGCAAACUUCCGCAGCAAUAUAUCAGUUUCUUACUAUUUUCUGUGAUACUGAUAAGGCUGCAGGAUACCUUUAUUAUUUUAUCCUCCCUCUACUUAAGAAUUCUAACAUACUACAAGAGAAUAAGUGCCAUUAAUGUAAUUUAUGUGUAUGCCAGAGACUUCUGGUUCUUACGACAUGGCAAAAUAAAGCUAAUGGCGAACCUCUUCUAUUUGAAAUCCUUUAAAAUGAUAAAUAAAAUAACUGAGCAACAAAAUGUAUACCCAAGCUCAAACAAUAAAACUUUCAUGUUCCAAAACAAUUCAGUGGUAGAGCACUUGUCUAGCCUAUGCAAGGCUGUGGGUUCAAUAUCCAGUACUGCAGAAAGCAGGAUGGAGGGGCCUUGCUGGUAUCAAUGUAUCUAUCCAUUACCUACCUUUCAUCUGUCUGUCUGUUUCGUAGAGCUCCUUCCUAAUUAAUACAUGCAGACUAUCUUUUUAUGUUAUAGCAUUACAAACUUCUGUGGUAUAGAAGAACCUUGCUAUAUAGCUGGCACAAACAGAAUGCAAGUUUUGAUGUGGGGGGAAAGAAAAGGGAAAUAUUGACAGCAAAUUUAUAAAAAGGAUAGAGGUUUGAAUUUUAGUGCACAUCUGAAAAGAAAUGAAACUAUGAUCUCCAAAGUAGAGACAGAGAAAGAAUUGCAGCCUGCAUGAUGCUAAAAAUGACUGGCCUGUCAAUAAAAAGUACACUACAUUCCACUUUCAACCAGGAAAGCUGCAAGAAAUCUUGUCUCUGUCUGGAGGUAUAGAUAGUGAAUAAACUCUUUGUGAGAAAUUAAAACCCUGAUCUCUGGGGGGGUAUCAGGAAUCAGACUCAGGACCUUGCACUUGCUAGGCAGGUACUUGUGCCACUAAGCUAUAUUCCUGGCCCUAAAACUCUAAUCUUGUGCCACAUUCUGGUUUGGAAUAUAAUUUUAUAUGUAGGACUCCUCCUAGGAUACACAAUUAGCAUAAAAAUCCUACUGGUGAUACCUCUGAGGUGUCUGAUAAAAACAAGUACAAAGCUCCCUAGAGACGUAGUUCCAUGAUUCACAGGAAAAACAAUCUCUACUAAAGAGAAGGUUACAAAUCACAUAAAGAAGAAAAACUGCGUAAGAGUCUGCAAUAAAAGAAUGGUUAAAGCCUCAAAACUAGAAAUAAUAAAAUUAAAAUGCUCUUGAUUUAUAAAGAUCCUUCUCCCCCCACCCCCUUUUUUAUGCGUUUGCAGGCGGUCUGGAACUUACACGAGCCUCCCGCAUGCUAAGCACAUGCUCUGCCCCUGGACUCGGUCCCCAAAGCUUGCUUUCUUUCUUUCAUUGCAGGAAAUUUUGUGUUGCCUUUCCUGUUAUUUCUCCUCUAUUUCCUCUUUUCUUUUGCAACAGCUAUCGUCUGCGUGUUAGAACACUUGAGUCCAUCUUUGAAGUCUCUUAAUUUUCAUUGCCUUUCUAUGGCACUUUGCACUAAAUGAAGCAAGAAUUCCCUUGAUACUGGCUUUCUGCUAAUUUGCUUUCAGCCAUGUCUAUUCUUAUGCCAGACUAGCUAUUAAAAUUUAAAGAGACCAUCUACUGAACCUUGAGUACUUUUAAGAUAUACAUGCACUUCCUCAAUGUCAAGGACUUCUCCUAUAUUACGGGUAUGAUAGCCUGUCUUAUUCUACUUUGCAUAUUGUAGUGACAUUGAAUGCCUUUUGGUUGUUCCCUUAAUUCUGUUAAUCUUUGGUGAAAGUGAUGCCUCAUGCUCUUGAUAUGACACUUUUUCUCAAAUACUUGGUGGUUCUUGGUUGUAUAUUCUUCUUUGAUUAUAAGAUUUCUAGAUGAUUAUCAGUAUCAUUAUCAGUAUUACAGAUGGGAUCUGAGGACAGUUUGACUGACGGGCUCUUUGAUCCUCCUGCGCAGAAGCUGCCUUGCCUCUUCCUCUCUGUGGUAUGACUCAGUUUCUGGCAUUGGCUGCCCAUUUUUUAGCACAAGCAGGAGAAAAAGGAGAGAUGGCUUAUUUCUAACUGGAAAUUUGUUGGACCAGAAUAAAGACAGUAUUUCUCAGCUUCCCUUACAGCUAGGUUAACCAUUUGACUAUUCUGAGAUAUAACCAAAACAGUACGUAUUACUUCCAAAAUAUCUUUGAAGGGAAAAGAUAGGCUCCUCUCUGUAUUUUUUCCCUUCCUAGUAGUUGGAAUGUAGAUGUGACGGUUCUUGCUGAGAAGAAGUAAUAAUAAAAUGAAAGGGUCUUCGGGCCUCUGACAUCAUCAGAUACCACGUGGUGACUUAAUUUGUGUGAGAAAAAAAUAAAGUUCCAUCUCAAAUAAACCACUAUGAUUUGGGGGAGUGUUCAUCACUUGCAGCAGCAGAAUAUAGCCUUAGGCUACACAAUGACUGAGAAUUUUCUAGAAUUAAAAAUGUGAGUGUUCAAUUUGAAGGAAAAAAUGAAUUUUGAACACAUAAUAGGAAAACUACAGAAUGUCACAUUAAAAAGAAAAACCUUAUCAGAGAUAAGUACAUUCUUACUAAAUCAUAAAGUUAGUGGACUUUUCAUCCACUGAAACAGAUGCAAGAAUUAUCUUAGAGUUGUAUAAAAAAAGAUGAAGGCAAUAAUGGUCAACUCAGAAUUUCAUACUGAGGUAAAUUAUAAAUAAGGGUAGCCAGGCAUGGUGGUAUACUCCUGUAAUCCCAGCAUUUGGGAGGCUGAGACAGGAGAAUCAUUUGCAAGUUUGAGACCAGUCUGGGCUACAAAGAGAGCCAAAGUCCAUCCUGAACUGCAUAGCAAGACCCUGUCUCUGAAAGACAAAAAAAUAAGGGUAAAACAUAGGCAUUUUCAGAUAUACACAGGAUAAUAAUCCAAGCACUUACAUAACAGAAUUGUAUAAGGCAUAUUAUUCUAAAUGUUUUUUAUAUUUUAGCUCAUCAUCCAGAGAAUAUUCCUCAGAUAUAGAUGCUUUUUUAUGAAACAGUAUUAAUACUAUUACUAAUACAACUGUAGUAAUAAUACUAUUAUUAUGAAACUAAUAUACAGAGAGACUAAGAACUUGCCCAGGGUCACACGUAACCAAAUUGGGAUUCAAGCCCAGGUAUUACACUCCAGACUCAUCCCUUAUCGAUACCUUACGCUCUCUCAGACUAGUGGGAUUACCUACCCACAGAUUUUCACCAAGGUAACUUCCAAAACAUGUCAUUUAAGAUUGAUAUUAAAUCUGGACAAAAAAUGUAGGUUGUAAGAAAAAAGCAAGACAAAUCCAUAAUUUAUGCUGCUUGACCUAUGUAUUAAUAGAAAUACUCUCAUGAAAUGAUCCAAGUAAUAGUUGCUGGAGAUUAUUUUUCUUGUAUUUCUUUAUUUGGCAAAAGAAAAUAUUUGACAACUCUCAUUUCCUUCAAAAAUCUGGAAAUUUUCCUGGUCUGUGAAAUCCCAGUCUGGAAAUUAUUUAUCCUAGUGAUUGUGCAACAAAGGUUUUUUUUGUUUUUUUUUUUUUUUCUUUAAUGGAAAAAAAACCCCCAGAUUUUCAAGAUUUAUUGCAAGUGUGUCUUUGAUAGUAGAAUGGAGGCAUUUGUGUUCACAGUGUAAAGAGGACAGGCUGUAUGAAGCCCUUAAAAUCAUUGUGUUGGGGCAUGGCACCCAUCAGGGAGAUGCUAUGUAAGAGACAAUGUAAGAAAAAAUAAAAGGAGAAAAAGACACCCUCCCACUAUAAAAGUUCAUUGCCAAUUUAUUAAGACUGAUGAAGAGAAUGUUUUAGCUGAUAAAAUAUAUCAAGAUGAUAUUUCAUCCACAAAGAUAGAGUGCAGUGCUGUAAUGUCAGUGUGGCUCUGCCAGUGUCAACAUGAACUUUGCAAGAGAGAGAUCAUUUAACUUUUUACCUACUUAUAAUACUUUAUUAUACAAAUUGUUCUAAUUGCUCCUUUAAUUAUCUUUUAAAUACUGUAAAGUGAAAAACCUAAUAGUUGCACUCCUCAGGUCAGUACCUGGGACUCCACAGAUAAAAUCCAGAUGCUCAAAUAUCUUAUCUAAAAUGGAAUUGUAUUUGUAUAUCACCUUUGCAUGCCCUCUUGUAUACUUAAAUCACUCUCGAUUACUAAUACUACUUAAUUCAAGGUAAAUGCUAUAUAUACAUUGUUGCUAUAUUAUAGAGGAAAUCAUGAUAUGAAAAUAAAGUUUGUCCAUGUUCAGUAGA
This is a messenger RNA of Cavia porcellus (domestic guinea pig), 5970 nucleotides long. It is a transcript of the gene Cimip6, whose product is annotated as chromosome unknown C2orf73 homolog. The transcript has 5 exons. The coding region runs from base 115 to 822 and encodes 235 amino acids. The record is from RefSeq and is a predicted model, not a curated record. Lineage: Eukaryota; Metazoa; Chordata; Mammalia; Rodentia; Caviidae.